CCCAUACGUUAAUAACAGUUAUAACUUCAUAUACAUAUUUCAGGCAAUCAUAAAAAACACAUAUAUAUCAUGUUGACAAUCAACACAAAAUUGUGAAGAAUAUCACAUCAACAAGAUACCCCGUUUGAUAUAUUUAUAUAGUGUUAUAAAUACAAUAUAUAUAAAUUUUGAUAUAAUUAAUUUGUGAGAUGAUAAACAACAUUAUUCCAAAGAUGGGUCAUGGGAAUUUUUACAAAUUAAGAAGAGGUGUUGAAUUCUUUCAUGGGAGGAGAUCUUCUAGUAGUGUUUGGCUGCAGAGAAAAUCCCCAGAAACGAUGAUGAUUGGUCGGUAUGGGUAUUCUUACCAAGGAUUGAAGCUGUUCAGCUCUACUAAUAAUAGAGAUUGGACAACAUUUGGUACAAUGUUUAAGGAUAGCAAGGAGAAGGUUCAGCCAGUAAUAGCACCAAAAAUCCCAGCUUCUUCCCGGCAUUAUUACUCAUUCCCUAAUUGGGCAAGAUGGUUUUUGGGGACUUUGGUAACAUUUCUUCCUUUUUCAUACGAGAAAUGGGUAAAACUAAGAGCCUUAGAAGGAAAGGCAGAGAUGGUUGUGGAAGAGGUUGAAAAUGUGGCUGAGAUGGUAGAAAAGGUGGCACUGGUGGCUGAGAAGGUGUCAUCCGACGUGGCAGAUGGGCUUCCAGAAAAUGGUACACUCAAGAAAACUGCUAUGUUUGUAGAAAGAGUUUCAAAAAAAGCUGCUCAAGAAGCUCAUCUCACCAAACAAUUCAUUCACAAGGUGGAUGAAUUGAAGGAGGACUUGGAAAAGAUGGAGAGUCUGAUCGAGCCACAUCCUCUUGUCAAAUCUAAGCAUGGAUCUAAAGGGCAAUAAUCCAAAGUGUCAUGAUAAUCCUUCUAGUUAAUUUUUUUUAUACUUUAAGUCGUGAUACUAAUUAAAAAUGUAAUGAUAUAUAUUAAAAAUUGUUUCUUAAUAUUCUCUUAUAGCUAGGCAUCUCAUUUGUUUUAUUCACCAUGGUUUUAAAUUAUGUAUUGUAUCCUAAAUGAUGAGGAUAUUUACACCAAAAUAUAUAAAUAUAUAUAGAGGAGUGCACCUCGUUUAUUAAAGGAGAAAUAAUAUUUUGGCCUAUGUGUUUUUCCCGAAUAUGUAAUCGGUUUA
This is a messenger RNA of Humulus lupulus (European hop), 1151 nucleotides long. RefSeq lists its product as uncharacterized. NCBI's taxonomy places the organism in Eukaryota, Viridiplantae, Streptophyta, Magnoliopsida, Rosales, Cannabaceae. The coding region runs from base 189 to 866 and encodes 225 amino acids. The record is from RefSeq and is a predicted model, not a curated record. The transcript has 5 exons.